Molecule: messenger RNA, 1179 nt
Organism: Raphanus sativus (radish)
Lineage: Eukaryota; Viridiplantae; Streptophyta; Magnoliopsida; Brassicales; Brassicaceae
Product: mitochondrial outer membrane protein porin 2-like
Exons: 6
Coding region: 62-892 (276 amino acids)
Biological process (GO): monoatomic anion transmembrane transport
Cellular component (GO): mitochondrial outer membrane
Molecular function (GO): voltage-gated monoatomic anion channel activity
Source: RefSeq, a predicted model, not a curated record
AUUCUCCUCUCGGUCUCUCUCUCUCUAGCAACUCUAUAGGCUGGCUCUCGGAUCAGGGAGGAUGAAUAAGGGACCGGGACUAUUCGCCGACAUCGGCAAAAAGGCCAGAGAUCUGUUGACCAGAGAUUACAACACCGAUCAGAAGUUCAGUAUCUCCACUAACUCUGUCUCCGGCGUCGCUCUUACUUCCACUGUUGUUAAGAAAGGAGUUGUCCAUGCUGCUCAUGUUUCUACUCAAUACAAGUUCCGAAACGCCCUCUUCGAUCUCAAAAUCGAUACUGAUUCCAAUGUCAUGACAACCAUCACAAUCACCGAGAUCCUCCCCUCUACAAAAGCCAUCGCUUCCUUCAAAGUUCCUGAUUACAACUCCAGCAUGCUUGAGGUUCAAUACUUCCAUGAUCACGCGACGGUUACAGCCACUGCAGCUUUGAAACAAAACCCUCUCGUUGAUCUAACCGCUACUCUCGGUUCGCCAACUAUCUCAUUCGGUGCCGAAGCUGGAUACGACACCACCUCUCGCUCUUUCACCAAGUACAACUUCGGAAUCAGUGUCACAAAACCAGACAAAUGCGCCUCUGUAAUACUUGGAGACAAAGCAGAUUCGAUCAAAGCCUCUUACCUUCAACACCUAGAUGAGUCCAAGAGGAGCGCUGCGGUGGGAGAGGUUUACAGGAGAUUCUCCACGAAUGAGAACGUGAUUACCGUCGGUGGAUUGUAUGCGGUUGAUCACUUGACGAGUGUGAAAGCUAAACUGAACAGUAAUGGUAAGCUUGGAGCUCUCGUGCAGCAUGAGGUUCUCCCGAAAUCGAUCGUGACGAUCGCAGGGGAGAUUGAUACCAAGACGUUGGACAAGUACCCGAGGUUUGGUGUCUCGCUUGCUCUUAAACCUUGAAGAGAGCAGCUCAGUAGAUACAAGUAACCAAGGAUUUGUUGUUUUCGGUUUAAUAAUGAGGUAAAACUUCUCUUGGAAGAGUUAUUUUUCGGGAUUUGUUGUUUCUAGGCUAUUCUUGAACAAUAUGCUCAGUGAAACAAUUAUAUCAGUUUCUUUCCCAGGUGAAUUGUCCUAUUUUCGGUUUGGGAACGAGAGACACUCAUGGAAGAUUGAUCAAAAAGCAGAAUUAUCAAUGCAUUCCGAAGGCACAAUGUUUUGUAGUGUGACAACGAGAAUGAAAAAAAAAC